UGUGCAAGCUCUAAGGAUGGAAGAUGGAAGACAUCGUUGCCCCACUCUAUUCUAUUAAAGGAAAUAGCUUUACUGUGAAUAUAAUCUUUCCACACAAAGGCGUCGUGCCUCCUCAGAUUGUCUUUGAAGCCUUUGCUCUCCUCGUAAUGCAAAACAAGCACAAGCCUGUCUGAGAAGCAGCGUUACAGAGUCUUGCUGAUGCAAGGUGUCAUUGUGUUUUGCUACAGUUCCUCUUGGCUUGCGGCCCUGUUGGCCACUGAAUUACCGUCCCUGUGGGCUGUGUGAGCAAUCCACAUCUACGUACUUGUCCUUUCUAGUGUUUCCUUGCUUAUUUCCAGGAUGCUGACUUUAGAGCCCAACAGCUGUUUCCUAGGGGUUGUUCCUGAGAACUGGUACCCUUGGGAUGUGCUGCAUCCUGUGCUAGCUCAGUCUGGGGUUUGACAUAUCUUCUGCUCCAGCUGAGUGAGAAACAUUUGCAAGCAACAGCAAACACACUGAGCUGCCUGUUGCUUGGACCCUCGUAAUUCCUUGGUCUCCUCAGUAUUACGGCAUGGUUGGUGACAAAUACUCAUCCUGGCAAUAUGGCUUUAAAAUUAAUUAAAAAUUAAAAGAUAUGACGGCUUGCUGUCAUGUAGGAGAAGGGAUUUUCUGGGUGAUGCUGAGAAGAGAUGAGGGUUGUAUGUGUAUUGUUCUCCCCGUCUUACUAGCUCAGCCUACCAAAUCCUGUUUGAAGAAGCUGUUUGUUCACUUCUGCGUUCAGAUCCCAGCAGGCUGAAGCACCCACUUCAGUGCUGUUGAGAGCUCUGGCCCUUCCUUCCAGGGAGAAGAGAGGAGGGGUGAUUCCUGGGAAAGCUUCCAGCACUGGGCUGACUGUGGAAAGAGCUGGGCUGGGUGCCAGCCCUCGGGAGGGAGAGGGAGCUCACAGAGCUGAUACCACGAGUGUAUCGGGCAGGGGCUGGUAUAGCUUGUCCCUUCCUCAGCGUCUUGCUGCUGCUCCUGUUUUGGGAGAGAAACUGGACAGAGCUGGGGCCAAGCAGUGACUCACUGGGAGAGUUGGUACAGGCUCUUCCUGGCCUUUUGAUAGUAUUUGGCAGGAAGGAAUGUGACAUAUGUCAGUGCUUCUGGCUUGGAGGAGGAGGAGGAGGAGUUCCUGCCUGUGUUAAGGGGGAGGGGAGGUGUGAUCUCCGGCAGUCUCCAGUCCUCCUUCUAGACGCUGCAAAAUAAACUGCGCUGUGUGGGGACCAUGGCUACAGACCCACUCUCGGAGCUUCAGGAUGACCUGAACUUGGAUGAUACCAACCAGUCCCUCAGCCAGCUCAAACUGGCCUCCAUAGACGAUAAGAACUGGCCAGCAGACGAAGCCCCUGCUUUUCCCAAAACAGAGGACUCCAAAGGCUCCCCCGAGCCCGUCACUCACCUGCAGUGGGAUGAUCCCUAUUAUGAUAUCGCCAGGCACCACAUCGUGGAAGUAGCAGGUGAUGACAAAUAUGGAAGGAAAGUCAUUUUGUUCAGUGCCUGCCGGAUGCCCCCAAGUCAUCAACUUGAUCACGUGAAACUGCUGGGGUACCUGAAAUUCACACUGGACCAGUACGUGGAGAGUGAUUACACGCUGGUGUACCUUCACCAUGGCCUGACCAGUGAGAACAAGCCAUCCCUGAGCUGGCUGCGGGAUGCCUACAGGGAAUUUGAUCGCAAGUACAAGAAGAACAUCAAAGCCUUGUAUAUUGUGCACCCCACCAUGUUCAUCAAGACCUUGCUGAUUCUCUUCAAGCCUCUGAUCAGCUUUAAGUUUGGACGAAAGAUUUUUUAUGUGAACUUCCUUAGUGAGCUGGAGGAGUAUGUGAAGCUGGAACAGCUGGGGAUCCCAAGCCAAGUGCUGAAAUACGAUGAAUAUCUGAGAUCCCUGCAGAAACCCUCACAGGUGCCCCAGAAGCCAAUGCCCCCGCGCCCACCGCUGCCAAACCAGCAGUUUGGAGUCUCUCUCCAGCAUCUCAGGGAGAAGAGUGCUGAUCAGUCUCCUGUUCCUCUGGUGGUCAGAGACACCAUUGCUCAUCUGCAGGAGCACGCUCUUACUACAGAGGGGAUUUUCCGGAGAUCAGCAAACACACAGGUUGUCAGGGAGGUCCAGCAAAAGUACAACAUGGGUGUGCCUGUAGAUUUCCAGCAGUAUGAAGACGUCCACCUUCCUGCUGUGAUUCUCAAGACCUUCUUCAGGGAGCUACCUGAGCCCCUCCUCACUUUUGGCCUCUACAGUGAUGUUGUCAACUUCCAGAAUGUGGAGGAGGUAAAUCGUGUGGAUGUCGUUCGCAAAACACUCCAGACUCUGCCAGAAGAAAACUACCAAGUGCUCCGUUUACUGACAGCCUUUCUGGUGCAGGUCUCUGCUCACAGUGACAGAAACAAGAUGACAAACACCAACCUGGCAGUUGUGUUUGGUCCAAAUCUGCUGUGGGCCAAAGACGUAGCCAUCACCCUGAAAGCCAUCAACCCCAUCAAUACCUUUACCAAGUUCCUGCUGGACCACCAGAAGGAGCUCUUUGAGGAUGUGGAGGCCUGAAUCCAGGCCAGGCCACACCAGCACACUGUGCCCACCUUCCCACCUUCUUUCCCACCUUGUCUUGGAGCUGUUUACAAGCUGUCUCCAGUGCAAAGGGACCAUUGAUCCUCUGGGUGAUGAGCUGUGGGCUGUGGAGAUGGUGGAGAGAAGCGUGUAAGUAAGAGAGCAGGAGACCUGCUGCUCCACGUGGGGAGGGGAGCUGGUCUCCCAGCUGCUGAGAGUGGAGUCCUAACCCACCUGCCAGUCUGUGCAGCUCCUCCAGGGAGGAGGAGCUGCACAGGAGGACUCAUCACCAGUCUGGUGCCCUAUCAGAUGACCUGCCUUCCUUUCCUCCUUCCCUCACCUGCAGUUUUUCUGCCCCUCCUGCUCCCUUCCUCAGCAAAGAUCUUCUUUAAGCUCCCAGUAGCUCCCAGCUCCCUCCUUUUGCCUCAGCUGGGCUGGCUGGGUUUUUUGGCAGAGAUGUUCUCUGCUGUGAGUGCCAUCUCUUGGCGCUGAAUGUGUGUCCUGCCUUUCCCUGGAGGCACCUGUGGCAGGGCAGGGAGCCCU
Molecule: messenger RNA, 3103 nt
Organism: Calidris pugnax (ruff)
Lineage: Eukaryota; Metazoa; Chordata; Aves; Charadriiformes; Scolopacidae
Gene: ARHGAP1
Product: Rho GTPase activating protein 1
Exons: 13
Coding region: 1244-2557 (437 amino acids)
Biological process (GO): small GTPase-mediated signal transduction; negative regulation of endocytic recycling
Cellular component (GO): cytoplasm
Molecular function (GO): GTPase activator activity
Source: RefSeq, a predicted model, not a curated record